AUGAAGCCAGGAGGACGGGAUCUCCCACGUUUGGAUAUAAGCCUCGAUCCGCUCCUUCCCCGCGCGGACGGUGAAGUCCUCGCGCGAGGGCCAGUGGCUCGUGACCGUCUCUUCGUCCUGAUUCCCGCGGUGGCGCCUCUCCGCCGAGGCCUGGACAAGAAGACGCGACUCGGCUGUCAGAUGCCAAUCGGGAGACGCAUGUCGCGGCUCAGGACCACAAUUGACAGCGUGACCAAGGCCGUGGGCAGCACAGACCUCAUCUCCAAGUUCUCCCGCUUCAUGCCCGGCAACGCCACGGCCGGCGGCACCCAUGCCGAGAAAGCGCUGGUCAAAGCCGAGGCCUUGACCUCUAACGGUCCAGCUGCUUCCUCGCCGCCUGCUGAAACCGCCGUGAAGGAAGAUGAAGAAGACCGCGGGCAGAGGCCAGCGGAGGGGGAUGCGGAUAAAGAGAAACAGCAGGUUAAAGAACAGCCAUUUGUUGUCGAGAAGAAGUCCACAUCUGGUUUAGCUCCGGCGACAAAUGUGUCUGCGGCCAGCUCUCCCUCUACAAUGGCAAAGCAAACUAUUCAGCUGUUCCAUCCCUCAGCUCUGUCCACCAAUAUGGAUGAGACCUACACAACUCUGUCCAACCACAUCAAUAGCUACUUUGGGACCAACACGCAGGGAGAAGAUGGGGAGAAAACGCAGCAGCGUCUUAGAGAAGGGCACGAUCCUCUUCCUGAAUCUCCCAUCACCACUCCGAGGCCAGCAGACCACAUUCCUGUUUUAUCUCCUGUGUCAAAGAGUGUUGAAGCUCCGAUUCCCAGCCCUCUUCCCCCCUCUCCAUUACAAACCAGUCCUCCUGCAGAGACACCCUCCUCCUCUAAAACAGUUCCCAGUGAAGACCCAUCCAAGUCCACCCCCGCACUCACCCCCCCUCCGAAAAAAGGCUUCAACCACUAUCUCUCCUAUCCCCGGCCCAGCGUCCAGGCCUUCGUGGGCAGCUACAUUGCACCUCUGGUCCCCAAAUUUCGAGCCGAUGCCAAAAGAGUGGCAGCUGAAAAAGACAAGUCCUCGGCAGUCGCCGUGGAUGAGCCCAGAGUGGACAAACCAGAGGAGAGCGAGGAGGAGAGAGCUGCUAAGGCAAAGCAGCAGCUGCUCAGUCAGCGGGAAAAGAUAAUAGCCAGGGUGAGUGUUGAUAACAGGACCAGAGCCCUGGUGAAAGGCCUGCAGAGAGUCAGUGAUGUCAAACUGCUCACUACUCGAGUGGAGGAGCUCAGCUUUCAUCUCCUGGAGUUCCCCGAGAGCCGGGUUGUGGCGAUUAAGGAGAGGGUGCUGCCCUGUCUGCUGCGGCUGCGUCAGGCCAGCGAUCUCCCUCUUCAGACCGCCGUCAGAGAAGCGCUGGCUGUGGUUGGCUACACAGAUCCAGUCAAAGGCAGAGGGAUCCGGGUGCUGGCCAUAGACGGGGGCGGAACAAGAGGGUUGCUGGCCCUGCAGACUCUCCACAAACUGCAGGAGCUGACAGGAAAACGCAUCCACCAGCUCUUCGACUACAUCUGUGGAGUCAGCACAGGCGCCAUCUUGGCUUUCAUGCUGGGCGUUUUUCAGAUCCCCCUGGAAGAGUGUGAGGAUAUGUACAGGAAGCUGGGCUCAGACGUCUUCAAACAGAACGUCAUUGUUGGAACUGUGAAGAUGGGAUGGAGUCAUGCUUUCUAUGACAGUGAAAUCUGGGAGAAUAUCCUCAAAGAACGGAUGGGUGAGGGGCGAAUGAUUGAGAGCGCCAGAGACCCGCACUGCCCAAAAGUGUCUGCAGUGAGCACCAUUGUGAACAGAGGUCUGCCUCUGAAGGCCUACGUGUUCAGGAACUACCGGCUCACGCCUGGAGUCAGGUCCCACUACCUUGGAGACUGCAAACACAAGAUGUGGCAGGCUAUCAGGGCCUCGUCGGCCGCCCCGGGCUACUUUCAGGAAUUUGUUCUGGGAAAAGACCUUCAUCAGGAUGGCGGACUGCUCAUCAACAACCCCACAGCUUUGGCCAUCCACGAAUGCAAGUGUCUGUGGCCAAACACCCCUCUGCAGUGUGUGUUGUCUCUGGGCACGGGGCGCUACGAAACAGUGGGCAAGAACAGCACCGCCUACACCAGUUUGAAGACCAAGCUCAGCCACGUUAUCAGCAGCGCCACAGACACAGAAGAGGUGCACACCAUGCUGGACGCCCUCCUGCCGCCGGACAGCUACUUCCGCUUCAACCCCUACAUGAGCGAGGACGUGCCGCUGAACGAGAAGCGCGAGGAGAAGCUGGACUUCCUCAAAAGCGAAGGGGAGCGCUACCUGGAGCGCAACCAGGACAAACUGAGGAAGGCGGCCAGCGUGCUCGGUCAGGAGAAGGGCGCCAUCCAGAGGCUGGCCGAGUGGGCAAAGCUCAAGGCUGACAUGUACGAGGGGAUCCCCUUUAAGUCCAAGCUGUAG
This is a messenger RNA of Menidia menidia (Atlantic silverside), 2448 nucleotides long. The record is from the annotation of a GenBank genome assembly. NCBI's taxonomy places the organism in Eukaryota, Metazoa, Chordata, Actinopteri, Atheriniformes, Atherinopsidae.